AUGAACCUUCUUCCUUCAAAUCCAUGGCACGGCAAUGCAACUUGUACGGUUUUGACCGCAUUAUUCUACUCCACUAAAACCCUGCCUUCGUCUCUGUACCGCAGGAUUCUCCUCGCCGGAGACGGAAACCCUAGGGUUUCAAUCACCCCCGUACUCAACCAGUGGUUAAACGAAGGCCGAGGCGUGCAGAAGCCGGAGCUCGUCGAUUUCAUCAAGCAGCUCCGCAAGUGCCGUCGCUUCAACCACGCCCUCGAGCUCUCGGAAUGGAUGACCGGCGAAAUGAGGCACGGGAUGACAGCCGGAGACGUCUCGACUCGGCUGGAUUUGAUCUCGAAAGUCCAUGGGCUCGAGGAAGCUGACAAGUAUUUCGAUAGCGUCUCCGGCUCCGGCGCAGCCAGAGGCUUCAGAGGUAUGCGUGUGUAUGGUGCUCUGUUAUUCUGCUAUGUUGAUCAUAAAUGUGUCGAAAAGGCCGAGAGGCUUUUCGAGAGGAUGAAGGAGUUGGGGUAUGUGGAAGGAGUUUGGGCUUAUAAUACAAUGUUGACGCUUUAUUUUAGGAUGUGUGAGAGUGCAAAGGUAGAUGUUUUAGUGAAAGAGAUGGAAGAUAGAGGAAUUGGUCAUAACAGCUACACAUUGCGGGUUUUGUUGGGUUCGUAUGCAGCGAGUUGUGAUGUGGAGCAAAUGGAGAAGGUUAUGAUGCUGAUGGAAGAAGAUGGAGUGGUCAAAAUGGACUGGAAUGGUUAUGUUUUUGCGGCGGAUGCUUUUCGGAAGGCUGGACAGGUGGAGAGGGCAUUGACAUUGCUGGGGACAGCGGAGCAGAAAAUCCGUGGCAAGGAGGAAAGGAGAAUUGCUUACGAGCACCUGAUCACAUUAUAUGCUGCUGCUGGUGAUAAAAGGCAGGUCUUUCGAAUUUGGAGGUUGUACAGAAAGUUGAGGAGGUUCUCCAAUAGGGGGUAUCAUUGUAUGAUAAGUUCGUUGGUUAAAUUGGAUGACAUUGGUGGUGCCGAGAGGAUUUGUAGGGAAUGGGAGUCUGGAUUCAAGUAUUUUGAUGGUAAAAUACCAAGAUUGUUGAUCAAUGCUUACUGCAGUAAGGGUCUUUUCCAGAAGGCCAAAUCAUAUGUACAGAGGCUUGCAGAGAGUGGAAAGGAGGAUGUAAGCACAUGGUUGGCUUUGGCUGAGGGAUUCUGUUGUUAUGGUCGUGUAUCAGAGGCAGUGGAAACGAUGAGAAAGGCAGCAAGCUUGCCAUGUCGACCAGGAUGGAGGAUCCAUCAUUCGACUUUGGUUGGCUGUCUUGAUUACUUGAAAGAGAAGGGAGAUGUGGAAGGAGCUCAUGAGUUGAUGAGAUUAUUGGGAGAAAAGGGUCAUCUACGAGCAGACCUGUGUGAUAAAUUUGAGAACUAUAUCCAUGGGGAAACCCAGAUUGAGUCCUUAAUAUCAGGUCAAGAGGAAAAUCAUAUGGAGGGACUUGAUGGAAUUCAGGAUGGAGAGGCAUCUGAUAGUGGAGCUCAACAAUGGGGGUAG
This is a messenger RNA of Rosa chinensis, 1518 nucleotides long. RefSeq names its product pentatricopeptide repeat-containing protein At2g20710, mitochondrial-like. Gene Ontology annotation, cellular component: mitochondrion. The coding region runs from base 1 to 1518 and encodes 505 amino acids. The record is from RefSeq and is a predicted model, not a curated record. Gene Ontology annotation, molecular function: protein binding. The transcript has a single exon. Lineage: Eukaryota; Viridiplantae; Streptophyta; Magnoliopsida; Rosales; Rosaceae.